Messenger RNA from Symbiodinium natans, 594 nucleotides. NCBI's taxonomy places the organism in Eukaryota, Dinophyceae, Suessiales, Symbiodiniaceae. The record is from the annotation of a GenBank genome assembly.
AUGACUGCACGAAUGCCUCGCAGCACGCGUGCUGGCGGAGCAGACGAACUCGACGUCUGGCUUGUCUGGUGCUUCGAGCAUUGCUUCAAAAGUGAACAUGGGCAGGUACGCAAAGAGCUGGAGCAUCUUGCGGCCAUGUUUGGUUGCAAGUUCACCUGCUUUAAGAAGUCCACCGGCUUUCUGAGCUGGCUUGAUGGGGAUGAUGGGGUGCACGCCAGGGCUCUUCUUGUGGCAGACUGGCGGGAAGCAAAGCCCACCAUCGAAGAGCUCAGCAGGAGAAGCGACCGCCGCGAUGUCCGAACGUGCAUGGUCGCACAGACGGAGAAGGCGUUUCGCAACGCGUCCCUCUUCGCCAGUCGGCAGAGAACAGGAGCCCAGCUCCUGGUGACACUGGGCUUUUCCCGGGAGGCCGUGCAGAAGUUUGUCUCAUCUUACAUACACACCCAUGCGACGUCACCGUCGCCGGUGCCCACGCCAGAUGAGACGUUAGGGUUCUCUCUGCCCAGUCUUAUCAAGGCCGUUCAGGACCCCAUCACGGCUGCCAGGCUGGAGCAACUCAUCCAGCGAACCAUGUGGCAAGUUUACGAGGACUGA